AUGUCGAGCUACACGGACGUGUUAAAAGGUAACGUAUUCGGAGGAGCAGUCGAAAACACGAGACAAAACAGUUGCAGGACUGAUGACCAACCGUUACCCGGUGACGCUGCUGAAUCCGGCGCACGGUGGCCUCGAGAUGGACGACGGCGACGACUACUACGACUUUUGGAAGACGGUCCCGACGGCGGCGAGUCGAUGGAGGACGAGGUGGCCGCGCACCUCGGUUCGCAUCGAUGGUCGACGCCCAUACUCCUAG
Molecule: messenger RNA, 256 nt
Organism: Caenorhabditis sp. 36 PRJEB53466
Lineage: Eukaryota; Metazoa; Nematoda; Chromadorea; Rhabditida; Rhabditidae
Source: the annotation of a GenBank genome assembly